Molecule: messenger RNA, 2592 nt
Organism: Anarrhichthys ocellatus (wolf-eel)
Lineage: Eukaryota; Metazoa; Chordata; Actinopteri; Perciformes; Anarhichadidae
Product: kelch-like protein 41b
Exons: 6
Coding region: 100-1917 (605 amino acids)
Molecular function (GO): protein binding
Source: RefSeq, a predicted model, not a curated record
UCUCUGCUCUGCCUUUUCCAGCCAGGACCGACUGCCAAAAGGACCUGUGGCCGCCCCGUCUCCUUCCUCUCUCCACAGACCCCCUUUUGUUCGCCCGCCAUGGACCCCAAUGCCAUCAAGGAGGAGCUGCGCCUGUUCCAGAGCACCCUGCUUCAGGACGGGCUGAAGGAGCUGCUGAAUGAGAACAAGUUUGUGGACUGCACCCUGAAAGUGGGCGACCGCAGCUUCCCCUGCCACCGGCUGAUCAUGGCCGCCUGUAGCCCUUACUUCAGGGAGAUCUUCUUCACCGAGGACGGGAAGGAGGUGGAGAACACCAAGGAGGUGGUCCUGGAGGAUGUCAACCCUUCUGUCCUGGACAUGGUCGUCCAGUACCUCUACUCGGCCGAGAUUGACCUCACCGAUGACAACGUCCAGGAUAUAAUUGCUGUGGCGAACAGAUUCCAGAUCCCUUCUGUGUUCACGGUGUGUGUCAACUACCUUCAGAAGAAGUUGUCCUUGACCAACUGCUUGGCCAUUUUCAGGAUGGGCCUGGUGAUCAGCUGUCCUAGGCUCGCUGUGGCGGCGCGCAACUACAUCGCCGACCGCUUCGAACUCCUCUACCAAAACGAGGAGUUCCUCCAGCUCGCCGCCCACGAACUGUUCGCCGUCAUCGGUGGAGACUCGCUGAACGUGGAGAAGGAGGAGCUGGUGUUCGAGACGGUCAUGGCCUGGGUCCGCCACGACAAGGAGCGUGUCAAGGUCCUGAAGGAUGCGUUCAACUGCGUCCGCUUCCGCUUGCUGCCGGAGAAGUACUUCAAGGACAAAGUGGAGACCGACGAGAUCAUCAAGGCCGACCCGGAGCUCCAGAAGACGAUCCAAGCCGUCAGGGAUGCCUUCAAGGGGAAGCUUCCAGAGACGCCCAAGAAGGAGGAUGGGGAGGAGGGGGCAGACGCGGAGGGAGGCGAGGUGGACAGCCUAUUCCCCGGCUUCCUGAAUGACAGCCGCAGACACGGCAUGUACGCGCGUGAAUUCAUCGUCAUGAUCAACGACACGGCGGCAGUGGCGUACGAUGUCAGCGAGAACGAGUGCUACCUGGCGGCCAUGUCGGAGCAGGUGCCGCGUAACCACGUCAGCCUGGCGUCACAGAGGAACCAGCUCUACCUCAUCGGAGGACUGUUUGUGGACGAGGACAACAAAGAUGUACCGCUGCAAUGUUACUUCUAUCUGUUGGAUCCACUCACAUCUGAGUGGGUCGCCCUGCCGCCCAUGCCUUCCCCUCGAUGCCUCUUCAACGUCGGAGAGAGCGAGAACCUGCUGUUCGCCGUGGCGGGAAAAGACCUCCAGACCAACGAGUCUCUGGACACCGUGAUGUGCUACGACGUUGAGAAGAUGAAGUGGAGUGAGACCAAAAAGCUUCCUCUGAAGAUCCACGGCCACGCUGUCGUCUCCCACAAAGGAGUGGUCUACUGCAUCGGAGGAAAGACGGAUGACAACAAAGCCCUCAGCAAGAUGUUUGCAUACAACCACAAGCAGUCAGAGUGGAGGGAGCUGGCGGCCAUGAAGACGCCCAGAGCUAUGUUUGGGUCCAUCAUCCACAACGGCAAGAUCGUGGUGGCUGGUGGAGUGAACGAGGAGGGCCUCACCGCUUCAUCUGAAGCAUAUGACUUCGCGACAAACAAGUGGGAGGCCUUCGCAGAUUUUCCCCAAGAGAGGAGCUCCGUCAACCUGUUGACCAACGGCGGCUCGCUGUACGCCGUGGGCGGCUUCACGAUGGUUCAGGAGGAGAACAAGGAGGUGGUCCCCAUGGAGGUCACUGACGUCUGGCAGUACGAGGACGAUAAGAAGCAGUGGAGCGGGAUGCUGAGGGAGAUGCGUUACGCUGCCGGCUCCUCCUGUGUGUCCAUGCGCCUCAACGCUGCCAGGAUGCCCAAACUGUAGACAGAACUAUGUUCUUUCUUUCUUAACCCCCCCCCCCUGCAUCAACACCUCCUGACACCCACCUCAUCCCCCAGCGAGCUGCCUCCGAGGCGUCUCAUCCUCGGCACUCAGAUUCCUGUGUGCCGAGUUGAUCUUUGACAUAAAUCUUUCUCUGAACUCAGAUGAUUUGAUUUCAAUCUGUAAACACUCGCUCCUGCUGCUGCUUCAAAGACUGUAUUAAAGGAAAAAAAACACUCUUUAGAUUGAUCUAUAAAGCUGUUUACACCAUUUCUAGCAUUUUCUUUUUCUUUUGUAAAAUAAACAUUUGUAAACUUCUGCUUCUUUUACUCUUCCUGACUUUGUGUGAUCUACAGAAAAGUGACAUUACAGAGCCUGUAUCAACACGUCGAGGGCGGCCGAGGCAGAGGAGAUGUAUAUUUUGUCGGCUUCUUUGUACUUUCAGGUAAACAAGGAAAUGGAGCUGGGUUAAUAGCAGGUACGUAUUAACACUUAAACGCAGCAUAAUCAUCUUCCACGCCUGCGUCAACAUGACGGCGGGCGACUGCGGGUCAAGUUCAAGAAGUGGAGACGACAAAACGUGACCUGGAAACGUUGAGGUAUGCCUACGCAGUACACACUGAAUCCCAACGGUGUCUUUCACAUGUUCUUACACUUACGGUCACAGGAGGAUGACAC